Culex pipiens pallens (northern house mosquito) is the source of this 773-nucleotide messenger RNA. RefSeq lists its product as uncharacterized. The coding region runs from base 14 to 586 and encodes 190 amino acids. The transcript is spliced from 2 exons. NCBI's taxonomy places the organism in Eukaryota, Metazoa, Arthropoda, Insecta, Diptera, Culicidae. The record is from RefSeq and is a predicted model, not a curated record.
ACAGCGUUCAGUCAUGAUCAAAUCAAGUCACUUGUUGCUGGUUGUGGCCAGUCUUGUAUUUGUGAUUUGCUACCCAGAAUGUUCUGCAUCAGCUCAAUCGCUGGAACUGCAACUGGAACGAGUCGAACACAUUGGAGAAAACUUCUUAGAUUGUCGAAUUCGCGUCCGAAAAUUGAACCGCACAACGCAUAGCCUCAACGGAACGGCCACUCUGCUGAAGGAUUUGGAUACUUCUUUCGAGGUUUCCGCGUCUUUUGCGUACAGCUCGCUUGGCAAUAACCAGUUCAACGAGUAUCCGAUGAAGCUUCCUCGGAAGAAGGUGUGCCGGUAUAUGGUGGAAGAGUACACGGAAUUCCAGUAUAUUUGGGCAAAUAAGUCAAACGCGCCGCAGGUUCCCAAAGGUGCCACCGAGUUUUGUCCGUUUCCCAAGGGGGAAUACUGGGUCAAAGAUCUCACACCGGAUGCUUCCUUCAUUCCUCCGGUAGUUCCUACCGGUCUGUGGCGGAUGACCAUAGAGGUCUGGAAGCAGGACACGGUGGACGUUAAAAUUUUACUGUACUGUCGGGUUACAAAGAAUUUGUUCUGAAACCGAAAAAAAAACUUAAGCAACCAUGCGCACAUGUAUCUGUGGGAGCAGAAACAACAAGAGGGUGCGCAUGGUUGCUUAAGAUAAUUCCAUAGCAUUAAUACCUGAAAUUAACAAUAUUAAUUAUUGGCAGGGAAUUCACAAAAAUACAAAUAUGUCGAUUGGAGCGUGUUCUGGUAGCCCAAAG